This is a messenger RNA of Camelina sativa (false flax), 537 nucleotides long. The record is from RefSeq and is a predicted model, not a curated record. Lineage: Eukaryota; Viridiplantae; Streptophyta; Magnoliopsida; Brassicales; Brassicaceae.
AUUAUCCCAAAGUAUUAUGAGCAAAAACAUUGUCUAAAGCCUAAAACGACGCCGUCGACGUUUUCUUGUUUGGCAAAAACAAAAAAGAGUUCGGUGAUGAUGAAAGAUGAACGGAGGCGAGAAGAAGAAGAAGAAGAUAACGGCAAAUCUGAAGUCGUACGGACGGUGACGGAGGAAGAGGUUGAUGAGUUUUUCAAGAUAUUACGGAGAGUACACGUGGCGGCACGAACGGCUGCGAAAGUUAACGGCGGUGAUGAUUAUGAUGAUGAGCGAGGGUUACUACCGUCUAAGAAGAGGAAACGGAGUCAGAGUAGUAACGGCGUUCGUGAUGGGAUCAAUCGGGUCGGGUCACUGGGUUUGGAUUUGGAUCUGAACUGUAAACCGGAACCAGACGGCGUUACUUUGCCUUGUAGUCCUUCUACUUUACGUCCAAUAAUUAAAUUCUAAUGUAUUACUAAUUAUCUUAAAUAUGAUUUUUUUUGUCUCAAAUUACAUGGUGAAUUCUUGCAUUUAAUUAAUAAAUCUUUUGUUUCAAAA